Molecule: messenger RNA, 2286 nt
Organism: Rhodotorula graminis WP1
Lineage: Eukaryota; Fungi; Basidiomycota; Microbotryomycetes; Sporidiobolales; Sporidiobolaceae
Exons: 5
Coding region: 1-2286 (761 amino acids)
Source: RefSeq, a predicted model, not a curated record
AUGGCUACGGCCGACCCGGCCCUCUCGGCCCUCCCGCACUGCGAGCGCGACGCCGACACCAUCGACGCCGCCCUGCACCGCAUCGCUCAACUCAAGUCCCACCACCGCGUAAAGCACCUCGGCACCAAAGGCCGCCGCCACCAGCAUGGCCCCAACUUUGAGCUCAUCGGAGACAAACUCUCGCUCGACCACGACAAGGACGAGGUCGACGACUCGUUCUUCACCCUCGACCGCGACGACUCGCACAAGGUGCGCCUCAAGAUCGCCAACGUGCCCAGACGCGCCGGCACUCGCAUCAAGCGCACCCUGCGCGGCAAGCCUCGCAAGGGCGCACCGGGCAUCGUCAUCGAGGAGGCCGACGACGACGCCGCUUUCGACCUCGACGACGGCGACGACGGCCGCACGACGGCGCCCUCGACCGCUCCUUCGUCCCUCAACGGCGACCUUAAGCCUCGCCUCACGCCGACGUCGUCGUCUCAAGACUCGCUCGUCAGCCUCGAGCUGCCCACCUUCGCCCCACUCGUCCCCUCGUCCUCCUCCUCGACUCGCCCGCCCGCCCUCUCUCAGCCCUCGUUCUCGACCUUGACGGCCCUCCGCACCGUCACCUCGACCGCGUCCUCAUCCCCUCCCGCCUCGACCUUCACGCCCGACCCGCCCUCACGCCGGCUCACCAUCGACGACAACAUCGCUCCCGUCAUCCGCCGCGACACGUUCGCGAGCCUGCACCACGCCGCGAGCAAGCGCGGCCUGCACCUUCCAGGUCGGCCUCACUUUGCGCGGCGGCACCACAAGGGCGCGGCGACAUCGGCGGCGGCGGCGGCGGCGAGUGCGACGGCCGAGGCGCUCGGACUCGACGAGCAGGUCGCGCAGGCGCUCAAGGACGCAGGCGUCCUCGUCGCCGAGGAGGACCGGGUCGUCGUCGACGUCCUGUACGAGCAUCAACGAGGACUCGUCGUCUUUGGCCUGCCCAAGUUCUCGAGCAACCUCCUGUUCCAGGUCGACCCGCCACAGUGGUGCGACAACGACCUCAAACCGAGCGCGUUCACACCGCACACGUACCCGCUUCCGCCUUACUGGGUGUGGCGCGACAGCGAGUUCAUGGUCGACAUGGGCGGCGACAAGGACGAAGAAGGCUGGUCCUACGCCCUGCGCUUCCGCUCUCGGUUCUGGCGCGGCGAGGCCUACACGAUGCGGUCGUUCGUCCGCCGCCGUCGGUGGAUCCGCACCCGGGUCUACCGCCCUCAGCACCUUCCGCUCCUCGCGGCCGCCCAGUCGCAGCAGAACGCCCUCGACAGCAUGGGCCCACCUCCACCUCCCGCCUACGACCCGUCCGACACGCGCACCAUCGCCGACCUGCACACGGCGUGCGCCGCGCUCCCGCUCCCGGCCGCCGAGCGCGCCGCCCUCCUCACCGAGUCGGCCUCGCCCCUCUCGUACUUGACCAACGUCGUCCCGCCGUCCAACCCGUUCCUGUCGUACCGCGCCCUCAAGGUCCAAGCCGCGUCGUCCGGCGCGCUGCCGGUGACCGAGCGCGCGAGCGCCCACGAGCCGCGCUGGCGCGACGCCGUGCGCGAGCUCAACUGGCGCCGCGCGACGGGCGUCGUCAGGGCGCACGCCAAGAUUGACCGUCAGCGCCUCGAGCUGUGGAGGCUGUGGCUCGGCGCGCGCUCGACGGCGCCGUCGGCGAGCGAGGGCGAGCGACGAGGGAGGGGCUCGAGCGCGGGCGAGGGAGGGCGAGGGGUCGGGACGGGUGCCGGUGCGGGUGCGCGUGAGGCGGUGAGGAUGGAGGCUGCCGAGGGUGCGGCCAAGGGCGCGGGAGAGGCGGGCAAGAAGGCGAUCAGCGCGGCGGCCGGCGUCGCCGAGGAGAAGGAGCGCACAGAGGUGUGGGAGGACGUCGACGCGCACGACGGCGGCAGCAGGCCCGACGUGCAGGACGUGUGGGACGUCAUCGAGGGCCGACUCGACGACAUCCUCGCCUCGUUCGACUACCACUACACCCGCAUCCUCUUCCUCGAGCUCCUCCUCUCGCUGCACCCGACGCACGACGCCUCGCACCGCUCCGCCGGGUACGACGUGCCGGACGGCGCGCCGCAGCGGCUCGAGCGCGGGCUCGUCGACCGCCUCGCCUUCUUCGACGGCGUCAAGGACCUCGUCGCGCACUAUGGUGCGCAGGGUGGGUGGCUCGGGGCCAAGGUCGAGACGCUCGAGGGCGGGACGUCGGCGGGCGGCAAGGACAAGGAGCGAGAGACGACGACGGGCAAGGCCAAGGGGAAGAGGCGGGCCUGA